AUGGCGGGGGCCGCCGGGGCGGUCGAGAGCGCGGCGGCAGCAGCGCUACGGGCUGUGCUGCAGCGAGUGGCGCAGGCAGCAGAACGGGCUGGCAGGAACGCUGGGCAGGUUCGGGUGGUGGCAGUGAGCAAGACCAAGCCUGUGUCGCUGCUUCGGGAGGUGUACGACGCGGGGCAGAGGCACUUUGGGGAGAACUACGUGCAGGAGAUAAUUGACAAGGCGCCUCAGCUCCCAUCAGACACCAAGUGGCAUUUCAUCGGGCACCUUCAGAGCAACAAGGCCAAGAGUCUCGUGUCAGGAGUGCCGAACCUCUACACGGUGGAGACAGUCGACAGCAGCCGGAUCGCCAAUUAUCUCAACAAGGCCGUGGCAGCAGCAGGGAGGCCGCCCUUGCGUGUGCUGGUGCAGGUCAACACGAGCGGCGAGGAGAGCAAGCACGGAGUGCAUCCAUCAGCGUGUGUCGACCUUGUGCGGCACGUCACAGCUGAGUGUCCCAACCUCGCCUUCGCAGGGCUCAUGACCAUUGGCAUGCCUGACUACUCCUCCCGCCCGGAGAACUUUGAGGCGCUUGCCAGGUGUCGAGCGGAGGUGUGUGAGCAGCUAGGUCUCGCCCCAGGCGAGUUGGAGCUAUCCAUGGGCAUGUCCAACGACUUUGAGCAGGCGGUGGAAAUGGGCAGCACAAACGUGCGGGUGGGAUCCACAAUAUUUGGUGCAAGAGACUACUCCAAGUCAUGA
Molecule: messenger RNA, 735 nt
Organism: Closterium sp. Naga37s-1
Lineage: Eukaryota; Viridiplantae; Streptophyta; Zygnematophyceae; Desmidiales; Closteriaceae
Source: the annotation of a GenBank genome assembly